Molecule: messenger RNA, 2028 nt
Organism: Osmerus eperlanus (European smelt)
Lineage: Eukaryota; Metazoa; Chordata; Actinopteri; Osmeriformes; Osmeridae
Gene: tradd
Product: tnfrsf1a-associated via death domain
Exons: 5
Coding region: 629-1507 (292 amino acids)
Biological process (GO): positive regulation of canonical NF-kappaB signal transduction; extrinsic apoptotic signaling pathway
Cellular component (GO): tumor necrosis factor receptor superfamily complex
Molecular function (GO): transmembrane receptor protein tyrosine kinase adaptor activity
Source: RefSeq, a predicted model, not a curated record
AAGAGUGAAUAUUUGUAAGAGCCACAGCAACUAAUAUUUAUGUUCAUGUUAUAAUCCUGAUGUAAUACUUUUGACACACAGACCUUCUACCCUUUUCAAGGGACACUUUUACUUCACAGGCCUUAAUCUUUUCAGGAAGAUUCUGUUCAGUAAUUAGGCCAUUUCCUUUUCCUGUGGUCGAUUGUGAGGCAGUUCACAUCUAGAAUUGUUGUCAUGUACGGUGUUUAAAUUUUGAGUUUAAGAGUUGGUGAAGCGGGGGUGGGAAUAUAAUGAUUUGACUGUUAAAUAUUAGGUUCAGAAUUUUUCUGUCAACAUCCAAAAGUCCCAUGAUAUUCAGUCGUUUUUCUUUUUAGUAAGCUACCAGUGUCGUAACACUAUCCUUUUAAGUAGUAUUCCGCUAAACACCAUAGCGCUUCACAAGACAAACCACGGGCGUUUAACAAUAAGUAACUGAACUACUUCCUUCCCGUAAAGAUCCUUACUUCAGCCAAUUGUAAAGCUGUAUCUGAAUUCACCAAUCACAGUACUCAAAAGUUUCCCUUUGGCCAAUAGCCUUCUAAGAAAUUAUUGUAUCUAUGGGUGUGCUCUGCUGGGUAGGACGCUUAGCCGCCCAGAACUAACUUGUUCCAUGUUUAAGAGUAUGGAUAUGCACAGUGUGAAAGAUGUCCCAUGGACAGGCUGUGCUGUCCUGUUCCUGCAGUCGCUGUGUCCCUCUGUGAACCUGCUCUCCCUCUACAAAGACCCACAUGGCAAAUUCAGCGUCUUCAAGGUCAUCAAGCUCACCCUGACAGACUCGGUGGGGGGUCUGGUGGGGUACGAGAUCCUGAAGCUGCACGAUGCCGACCCCCGGCUGGGCGUGGAGGUGAAGUUUGUGGACGCCACCGUGUGCCGGCGAUUCCUGGAGAGCUACAGCUCAGGCGCUGUGCGGCAGUCCCUCGCCCAGCACUCCUGCCGUCUGCUUACCAGCCCCUUGGAGCUCGAGGCAGAGACAGAGCUGAGGGCCGGCACGCACACCCUGGACAACUGCCCCUCCCUGGAGCUCUGUCUGCAGCACAUCCACCAAGCACAGCCAGAGCGGCUGCGGGAUGAUGAGGUCACAGCGUUGGAGCAGCAGUUGCAGAACCAGGCCCUAGGCCACAACCCUCAGCCACCUGUCACACAGGAAGUGUCUCCAGUGCCCAGCAAUUGCUUUCUGUUUCAGAAGAGGGCCUUUGAGGACCGCAUGCUGACGCCCGCGGACCUGCAGUGUUUCUCCAGCGGGGUGGGCCGCCAGUGGAAGCAUGUGGGCCGGGCCCUGGGGAAAACUUGCCGUGCACUGAAGGGUCCGGCCAUAGACAACCUGGCGUACGAGUACGAGAGAGAGGGGCUCUACGAGCAGGCCUACCAGCUGCUUAGCCGCUUCAUGCAGGCGGAGGGGCGGGCUGCCAGGCUGGGCAGGCUGGUCAGAGCUCUGGAGGACUGCAAACUCACCAGCCUGGCAGAAAACAUGCUGGAAAACCAGCCAUGAGAUGGAACUCUCUGACACGCUCUGACACGCUGUCUUAUUGUGGGUAUGUGUGUGUGUGUGUGUGUGUGUGUGUAGGAGGCUAGGAUGAACAGUUGACUCAUACAGUAUAUCUCCAUGGUCUCUGGUACAUAGGUUACUGUCCGUAUAUUGUAGGUGUUAACUGUACAUGAAGUGGUAUGUGUUGGUGUAUGUGUGCAGACAUGUAUUUGCUUGUGAGACAGUUUUUUCUUUUAUAAUUGUGCAUAUUUCUAUGUCAUUCUUACUUUGUUUUCUUUUUUUUAACAAUCCUUCUUUUGACUAAACUAGUCCUGAGUGUGGGAGGUUGUUCAUAAAGUAUCUGUGGAGCAGUUUUCUGACCCACACACACACACACCUCAGCCCAGUUCUGCUCUGAUCAGAAUGUAAUCCCUCUAUCAGGAACCAGUCACCACAAUGUCAUUGCCAUUGUACAUUUAGUAAAGCUAUGUGCAGUAUGUGGGACAUGUUCAAACAAAUCAAAAUAAAGGGUUGGAUUUGUAAAA